AUGUCCUUGAGGCAUUUAUGUGUGGCAAAUUGUGAUAAUCUCAAUGAAGGUGCAUUAUGUCAUUCAUGUGACCAUACCAAGGCCCUUAUUGAAGACACUCCAAAUCUUGACAGUGAUCUGUGGGACGAUUUUGGAAUAGUCAAGCAACUCAUACCAUUUACAAAUGACUUUCCCCAAGCUGAUAUAUAUCAAAUGAUCUCUCCCAACAUCCUCCAUCAGCUCAUGAAAGGAACUUUCAAGGAUCAUCUCAUGAUGUGGGCAGAGAAAAUCAUGGACAACAUUGAUUGCAGAAUUGCUGCUGUCACAUCAUUUUCAGGCUUAUGGCGAUUUCCUCAAGGGUGUGGCUUCAAACAAUGGACCAGGGAUGAUUCAAAAGCCCAGAUGAAGGUUUAUUUGCCUGCCAUCGAGGGUCAUGUACCCACAGAUGUUGUGCAUGCCUUUCACACACUUCUAGACUUCACUUACUUAAUGCACUUUCACCAUUACCAUGAAAUCUUCAGGACAACCGGCAUCAUUUCUACCUUCUCCCAGCCUUGCCAACAUUCACUUGUGCAGUACAUCCGAAAUAUACAACUCUUUGCGGCACUCAAUGGCCUCUGCUCAUUGAUAAUGGAGAACAAACAUAUCAAAGUGCUUGACAAACUCUCAGCAGCAGCUGUACCUGCACACACACAGGCACAUCCACAACCCAUACUUGCACCACCUGCACAACCCAUACUCACACCACCUGCACCUCCCCUGGUUAGCAUCAAUGGGGACCUAGAAAUUGAUGAUGGACCAACAGUUCUACAAGCAUAUGGCAAAAAACGCGCUCAAACUGUUCCUGCCCUUGCUGACGAACUCGAUAUCCCUCACCUACCCGACCUUUUGCAUCCUAACAAUCCCUGCAACCCAUCCAAUGUACCUCUUGCCAAUUGCCCUUGCUAUCUUAACAAAAUCUCAGUCUUCACUUUGGCAUCAUCAUGUUUCUAUGCACCAAGCAAUUUGAGCAGUAUUGGUGGCAUGCACAUUGAAUACAUCUGGUCCUGUCCCUCCUGGUGGAAUGAGCAUUCACGACAUGACUGUGUCUUUGUCAACACAGACUCCAGUUUACCUGGCAUGCAAGGCCCUGAAUACCAGGGUGAGGUGUAUCCCUUCAGUGACACUGCAGAUGAAGACACAGGAAUUGCAAACAAUUCCCCCAAGCAUGCCAUCAUUCAUAUCAACGCCAUCUAUUGUACUACCCAUCUUAUUCCUGUGUACAGUAUGGAAUUUUUGCCUCAUGAACUCAAAUUUUAUCAUUCAUAUGAUGCAUUUCAAGCCUACUAUAUCACAUUUUGA
Suillus subaureus is the source of this 1320-nucleotide messenger RNA. RefSeq lists its product as uncharacterized. NCBI's taxonomy places the organism in Eukaryota, Fungi, Basidiomycota, Agaricomycetes, Boletales, Suillaceae. The transcript has 14 exons. The record is from RefSeq and is a predicted model, not a curated record. Bases 1 to 1320 code for a protein of 439 amino acids.